UCCGGGUUGGCGCGCGCUUUCGAGUGAGACGAUUUCGAUUCAAAAUAAGUCAGUCAAAUGCAAUGAAAAAUGUCAAAACGCGAAGGACAUUAUAAAUGUAAUAAUUACAUUAAAAACAUAGCUGUUGUCGUUUAAGUGCAUAAUGACGAGCGUCACGUCAACUUCGAACCAACUUUCGUUCUGUGGCAAGAUCAUCACAUUUAAUCACGUCGUAAGGGAAAACAAGGCCAGCGAGGUAACGUUCUGUGACUUUUCUUUCCAGCCGGAGCAUGAGGUGUUUAUGAAAGCAUCACAAGGAUCUGCUGUCAUCCUCCACAAAAGUGCCGCCCGCGUGGACGCUUUUAUCAAAUCAAAAAGCGUCGUUUGUGUUCAAAGUAGGACCUCUACACCGUGUGUGCUUGUCUCGAAAAAGAACAAGAAGUCAGAUUUUUUUCUAUAUAAAACUUUCAUUCUGAGCGACUCAAACCAGCUGAAGCCCAGCAUUGAGUUCUCACUCCCUCACCGCUUGAGUGGGGAUGUUUGUAUCCUUCAGGGUCCAACUGUGCUGUGGACACAUGGUGAUGCUGUGUUUCAUGCGUCAAGUAGGUCAGGUGAGGUCAAACAAGUACCUCUCCAGUUAUCCCACUGUCUUAUUGGUGAGCUCCCGCUAGUUAAGAGACAAGUGUUCAUACUGGGACAGCAACAGGGCUCAAGUAAACAAACAGUGGCCUACUUGCUUGGGAGCGGUCGCACUGUGGACGGUUCUCAGAUUUUACCUCAUCCAUACAUUGGCAUCACACAGUGCAUCAAUGUUCUGUCUGCGUGCAUAGCAGGCGACGUUCUGCGGUGCACUGUGGUUGCAGCCACUGCCAAUCGGCAACUUGUUUACUUGGAGAAUGGCGUGGUGGAACACACGUGCACACUCCCAUAUGAAAGUCCUGAAGCUAUACAAGUGGUCGACACAGGAAGAAAUGGAGUCAUCUUUGUCGUAGCUUUCGCCCAUGGCAACGCCUGUGCUGUGUGGAAGGAUACAUUUCAAAUCGCCACCCAGUGGUCAAAAGUGAGUUCUGUUCACGUGGAUGACUAUCUCCGAUGCGGCACAGAACAGAUAUUGUUGGUUUUUCACGAUGACCGUGUAUCGGGGCAGUUGCUGGAUCAUUUCCUCAUCACGGACCUUUGCGGAAUCUCCUAUUCUCGUGGCGAGCAUUGCAGUGCAGCUGCAAAAAUGUCCCCUCCACCAGAGAACCACCUCACAAUGAAAGCUUUGGAGUCCAGACUGCAGAGUGGACUCAGCGCGCUGCAGGAGCUCCAAGGGGAAGUGAAAGUGAAGGACAAAGUUUUGCGGCAGUCAUUGCAAGUGCUUAUUGGCGUGGUUCAACAUCGAAAACCUAAUAUCACAACGCCUGAGCAGGAAGGACUCGUCGCUCUUUGGGAGAGUGAUGACGAGUCAAAGGAAGAGGCCACCGAUGACGAGACCAGAGUCAUGCCAACGGUGCUCUGCGGACCUCACAUUGACAAGUUUUGGCAUCGCGUCUCGGACGGACGAAUGGUCGUGGGAGUGAUACUCGCUGCCGACAGCUCAGUACCAGCAAUGGGUUCGAGCUUAUCCAUGGUGACACAGGCAAGCCACGGCUCGGCGCCCGCAGUCAUCCGGUCCCAAAGCCGUGUGUCGUGGCUCCCCCCACUCGGCGCCUCCGCCUUCCUGGAGCCGGCAGCCAAAAGAAGCAAGAGGCACCACGCGGGCGGCCUGAAUGAUCUCAACACGGCCAGACUCGCCGUGACUGCCGUGACCGAGCUGGCGCCUCUGUUGAACUCUGCCUGCGUCAAGUGCAAUGUCAUGCUCCAUUACACCCCGAGACAGGACAAUACAGCACUCGCCCGUCCACAGCCGAUGGUCCUCCAUUGUGGUCAAGUUAGUGUGGACGUUCACGCUGACUUCAACACCCAACUGUUGAGCAGCCCGGAGCUCAAAACAGAUAUGGCUCUGGAGGACUUGCUGUCUCUGUUGUCGGUGCUGGAUCACUGGACUUUCCACAUAGAUUCCCCCGAUCACAGUUUGGGUGAUAUUGACGGCUGGCUGCAGAGGAGAGUGGGAUCUAAGAGGGUACAAGUAAGCCCUCAGCAUCAACUAUUCACUUCUCAAGGACUCUCAUCCCUCUCACUGUUGCGCUGGCGUCACAUCAGCCCGUUCCUAGGGGAACUGGCGGUCCACUCCAGCCACUUACAAAUGCUCAAGCUUUUGGACACCCUGCUAGAUUAUCUUCCAUCUUCCUGCUCCAUCCAGCCCAUCCGUGCAAUAAGAGAGAGGUCAUCCGACAUACUCGCUUUAGCUUUGGAGAAAGAAGUGGCAUCACUACGAGAGUUUGUGUCACCGCUACCGCGUGACGAACAGAAGAGCAACAAAAGGGUAAUGGGACCUGAGGAUAACCAUGACCCGGGCACGCCCGAGGGGCUUCAGAGUUGUAGACUAGCCUGGCAACAGGACGUGGAAAGGAGUCUGCAGAAUUUAAACCCACAGUUGGACGUGAGCAGGUACCGCAAGUUUAUCCAAAAGCUGUCUGACGCCCAGCUCGAUGGGGAUUUAGCCGCUCUCGUGGAGACUCAGAUGAAAUAAUGCUAUUUUUGCUGACAUUAUACAUUGAAAGAAAAUAACAUUCGGCCUUCAAGAGCAAACUGAUGCUGACUCGGAUACAUUCUUUUGUCGCAUCCUGUCUCCGCACGAGCGUAUUUCCACUUGAUCACCUCCGAGGUGCCAUCUUUUCAAUCUGCUGCGCUCUGUUCGUCUUAAUCCUCCAGACUAUGUGUCCUCAAACCAUUUGUUGGCGCUCUCUAGUUUCACCCCGAAGUGAGACAUGUCAGGGGAGGUGAUAGGAUGGCACAAAGAAAAGCUUUUACUGCUUCUUUCACCUCACGGUUCACCCGUCUUCCUGCGACACGAUACAGUUUCACAUGUGAUGCUGCUGGGAAAAUGCCACACAAGUGCACAAGAUGUCUUUUAGAUUGUUUUUGACCAGCUUUGUAUCAUAAAUUGUUCAGAGGGAUGUCUAUACAGUAUGUGCUCAUUUCACAAUACCAUAAUUUUCAGACUAUAAGCUGCUCCUUUUUUUCCUUUAUUUUGAAUCCUGCAGCAUAUUGUCAGUACGGCUUUUUUUUUUUAUUUAUUUGGGUUAAUAAGUAACACUUCUUUAUUUGACAGCGGCGUCAUUAGACUGUCAUAGUUGUGACAUGACACUAUCAUGGGCAUUACUGAAUGCUUAUGACAGAUGUCAUUAGGUGUCAUCCGGCAAAUUAUGUAACUACUCGAAUCUUUUACAUCCAUUCAAAAGUGAGUUAAUUUGCCGGAUAACACUAAAUGACAUCUGUUAUAAACAUUCAUUCAUGCUCAUGACAGUGCCAUGUAAUAAUUAUAAUUUUCCAAUGACAGUCUUAUGGCGUGACUGUCAAAUAAAUUGUUAACAACUGGGACAGUAACUGAAGACAUAAUUAGCACAUAAUAUGAAUUUUUGAUUGUUAUUUACAUCUGUGGCGCUGCAAUGCUUGCUAGGAGGCAUGUUGGACAACAACAGUGUUGUCAGCAGGUGGCAGCAGAGUUUGACUAUCUCCCCAAAGGGAGCAGUGAUGGCCAAAUGAAGCUUCUUAAGGCAAUGAAGCUUUGCAGCCAAUUGGUUCAAAGCUUCAUUGUGGUUCAUUUGGUCUUAUGACAGUCGUAUGAUGCCGCUGUCAAAUAAAGUGUUACCGGUUAAUAUCAUUUGGUGUAAAUAUCCCAUAAUACAGUGAGGACAGCUGCGACCUAUCUAUGAACAAAUGUUGUUUUCGUGUCACAUUUGGUGGGUGGCUAUUUUGAUAGUCAAAAAAAAGUUUUUGUUGAAAUAAAAAUGACUAAAUUAUUAUUUUUUCUUUCUUUUUUUAGCCUGUCAGCACAGUUUUCUUUCAUUUCCCUUUUUUGUUAAAAAAAUGGAGGGUAGCAGUAAAUAUUCUUUAUUCUUAUUUUUUAUCAUUUUUGUUUUUCUAUAUUAAAAAAGAAGAAUAACUGUAAGUAUUCAUUUAUAUACUGUAAAUGUAUGUAAAGUAUAUUCAUAUGUUUUUUUAUCUUUACACUUGUUCAGAAAAAAUAGGU
This is a messenger RNA of Corythoichthys intestinalis (scribbled pipefish), 4096 nucleotides long. Its product is annotated as Fanconi anemia group B protein-like. The record is from RefSeq and is a predicted model, not a curated record. The transcript has 8 exons. Gene Ontology annotation, cellular component: Fanconi anaemia nuclear complex. Lineage: Eukaryota; Metazoa; Chordata; Actinopteri; Syngnathiformes; Syngnathidae. Bases 143 to 2593 code for a protein of 816 amino acids. Gene Ontology annotation, biological process: positive regulation of double-strand break repair via homologous recombination; negative regulation of double-strand break repair via homologous recombination; interstrand cross-link repair.